GCUUUAAUGACGUCGGCAAACGCGCCUGACUGCAAAAUGGUGUCCUAGUUUGAAAUAGUUUCCACAAAUUCUGUCACAGGCGUAUUAUUUUCCCAAAAGUAUUAACCACCCCAUUCAUUUUCGUCUUAAUAUAGUAGAACUAAGACUUACAUAUAAUGAAGUCCGACGUGGAGGAUUUAAUGCCGCGUCUGCUGCCGGUUGAGUACGAAGACUCUUCAGCUGAUUUGAAGCUCGAUGGUCCACCAAGAAACCCUCAGGAAUAUCUCAGACAAGUCCAGUUAGAGGCAGCGUUGUGUCCGGAAGUGGUCGUUGCUGAGAUUGACCCCAAAAAGUUGAAGAAGCAACAAACUGUUAAUGCGUCUUUGGCUGGGUGUCCUGCUGCUCCUGCUGGUUGCUGUCCCAGUCUCAGUUGGCAACAGCGGCAAGUCGCAAAUUUUUCAGACGUCCGACAGAGCAUCACAAAGAACAGGCAACACUGGAGCAGCCACUCUCUGGACGACAACGUAUCAAAGCCAGACCAAAGGGAUGAGGAAGGCUGGAUGAGGUUUUGUUUAGGAGAGCUGGCCUAUCAGGAUGUGUCGUCCUCCAACGCAGGUGCAGUGGCAGGACUGAACUACAGCAAGGUUGGCUUCCCACCUUUCCUAAGCAUCGUCAGCCGACUCAGCCAGUCCGAAGUGCUUGCAGUGUUGGAGAUUCUUAGUGGUUGGUUUGAAGAACAAAUUUUUGUUCCACAGUUGGGUCGCUGGUUGUUUGCAUUGUUAGCCUGCCUGGAGAAGCCACUGCUGCCUGAAGCCCAUUCGUGCAUCAGACAGUUGGCCAGGAGAUGUGCUCAAGUUAGGAGUAACUUGGAGAGUCAAGACGAUGACAACUUGCCUGCCCUCAACCUUCUCAUCUGUCUGGUUGCAAGAUACUUUGAGCAGAACGACCUGGCAGACCAGCCAGAGUGACCAAAGUCUUUCAGACAGAAAGCCGGAUGAGAUGAAAGUUGAGUCCAGAAGAGACUUUAAUGGACAAUUUAAAGUGUGGAUCACACAUGACUUGGCGUCCAACCAGUAGUUGGAUUGGCGAACAUGAAUUGAUCAGACUUUUCCACUUUGACUUGGAAUGCAGUAUUUUUCUAUUAAAUAUUGGUGACCCAA
This is a messenger RNA of Entelurus aequoreus (snake pipefish), 1139 nucleotides long. It is a transcript of the gene gemin2, whose product is annotated as gem (nuclear organelle) associated protein 2. Gene Ontology annotation, cellular component: SMN complex; spliceosomal complex; nucleus. Bases 156 to 947 code for a protein of 263 amino acids. The transcript has 10 exons. The record is from RefSeq and is a predicted model, not a curated record. Gene Ontology annotation, biological process: spliceosomal complex assembly; spliceosomal snRNP assembly. NCBI's taxonomy places the organism in Eukaryota, Metazoa, Chordata, Actinopteri, Syngnathiformes, Syngnathidae.